Labrus mixtus (cuckoo wrasse) is the source of this 601-nucleotide messenger RNA. RefSeq names its product cytochrome c oxidase subunit 6B1. Bases 85 to 423 code for a protein of 112 amino acids. The transcript has 4 exons. NCBI's taxonomy places the organism in Eukaryota, Metazoa, Chordata, Actinopteri, Labriformes, Labridae. Gene Ontology annotation, cellular component: mitochondrion; respiratory chain complex IV. The record is from RefSeq and is a predicted model, not a curated record.
UGUGUGUGUGUGUGUGUGUGUGUGUGUGUGUGUGUGUGUGUGUGUGUGUGUCAUUUCAAUGUGACCUGAGUCCGCCAUACCUUUAUGAUAAGUCUGCACGGCUCACAGUCCUUAUCACUUUCACUGUCAGAGCUCGAGUCAGUAACUGCUACAGAGGUGAAAAUGGCUGAGGACAUUCAAACCAAACUAAAGAAUUAUCGCACUGCUCCCUUUGACGCCAGAUUCCCCAACCAGAACCAGACCAGGAACUGCUGGUCCAAUUACCUGGACUAUCACAGAUGCCAGAAAGCUCUGGAUGCUAAAGGAGUUGACACGGCCCCUUGUGACUGGUACAAACGGGUCUACAAGUCACUCUGCCCCAUGUCCUGGGUCCAGAAAUGGGAUGACCAGAGAGAAGAGGGGAUCUUCCCUGGGAAAAUCUAAGACUGCAUGGAUGUAAUCUUUUCCACUAAAUGUAGAAAUGUGGUGGUAGAUGAUAUAGCUCCAUCACUGCCUUUCAACUACAGAUGCUCUGCUAUCUGAAUGUUCAUUCCUUAAAUAUAUACCGUGAAAUGUACAGCAGAGCCUGAAAUAAAGUAUCUGAGAUGUUUAAGUAACUGAA